AUGUCAAAUUGCGACCGGCUGAUGAUGAACCGCAUUGAUUACAACGAGAAGGCACAGGCUCUCCUGGAUGACCAACAGUCCUACAAGUCCGCGCCCGCCUCACAGGCUAAAUCGACGAUUGGCCAGCUGGCUGGACUCUCAAGUCGACUCCGGCGCAACAAUGGAAUCUCGGUUGACGAAUGGCGUCAGACAAAUCCAAUCAACACGGCAUUGGCCAGGUUCUACGGAAUACCAAAAUCCACAAAACCAACGUUCGUCUGCGGCCAAUCGUUGCCCUAAAAGGCAACCCCACACGCAAUCUAGCCAAAUGGAUGUCCCGAAAACGCAAUUUUCUCCAAAAGGGCUCUCUGACGUCAGUCAAUUCGGCCUCCCAUUUCCUUGCCGACAUUCGGGGAAAAACAGUUCGAUCCGGCCAAAUCAUGGUAUCCUUCGACGUUGUCUCACUUUUUACGUCAUUCCCACCAGAAUAGGCGCGCGACGUGCUGCGCAAACAUCUCGAAGAAAAGUACGUUGAAACGACAGGAUCCCUAAAGAUCUAGCAUUCAGUGCAGCUCUUUACAUUCUGCCAACGGACCUUUUUCACCUUCAAUGACAGAAUAUAUGAACAAAGCAAAGGAACACCCAUGGGUUCCUUAUUAUCCAGCCUAAAUGCGGAAUUGGCCCUACAAGAACUGGAAAAGGUUGCUUUCAGCCAUUACAGACUUGCGUUUUGACGCCGAUACGUGGACGAUACAUUCGUCAUUAUUGAAAAGGGCAGGCUAUUGGGUUUUUACGAUCUGCUUAACAGCGGUACUUUAUUCAAAGUCGGACACCAACUCUAUCAAUAGACACAUUGGUUUGCCUGAGUGUUAUCACGCACUCCGCCCACGCAACCAGAUGGCGCAGCUCACAUCGUCGCGAAGUACAAACGCCGUCACCACGCUCGGGGGUCCAUUAUGGGUCAGGCAGCACAAACCAGAUCUAGCGACGGAAGUAGCCCCCCCUCACGACACAACGAUAUAAAAGCUCACACGUUGCUCUACUCUGGCAGUCUCUGAUGAUGAACUCCUGUUCGAUUUCGAAAGCUAAGGCCAAUAAAUCUAGCGUCCCAGUGCUCGUGCUUUCGUCUUCUUUUAAACAUUUAAUUCUAGGUUUGACCCUAAGUGUAGCUUUCCUCUUAAGAUUGACAGCAACCGUAAAAGCAACACUUUAUACCUACGUAGAUUAAAUGAGUAUGCAUGUCCCAGAAAUAAGGCCCAGGUGGGCCACAUACGCCAUGCUUACCGAAUACGCUUUCGCCCAGAACACGCAGAGGUACGAGAGAGGGACUGAACUGUUCUGAUGUGCACCAAGCGUGUCAAUAGUGACUAUUAGUCUGUUAUUUACUGGAGUGUCCACAAGUUAGGAGGCAAGUAGGGGGAGUCAGAUGUGAACGCCGACUGUUGGAUUUGGAUUUUUCAGAGCAAAUCGAAAAGGAACGGGAACAGAAACGAAGGGGACGCGAAGAGCGAAUUCGUGAAAGAAGAGAGUUGAAGGGAGCUGCCAGGCUUAACUGCCUUCGCGAGCAACAGGAAGCCGAGCUGAAUAAGCAGGCUGCGGCAGAACGAUUGCAACAUCCAAGUGCUGACGAUGGUACCCAAUGUCGUUCUGGUCCCCGCCCUAUCUUCGCCUCUCCUUUCUCAGAACCUCGUCAACUUACCCUUGCUGGAGUUCAGGACAGUACGUCACCGGCUCCGGAUGCUGAUGCAAAAUUGAAUCAUCCUUCGCAUCAACAGACUACCAAACAGUGGACUCCCCUGGGUUUUGGAACUUCCAACCUGCUUCCACAUUAUGCAACUGGAGCAUUAGAAGACAACGAAGACGAGGAUGAUGAUGACGAGGACGAUCUGGAUACUGAAGGAACUGAUGGCACUUUUGCCUUAACGCUUCCGCCGGGCUUCCGGUUAGUUUUCGUUCUGGAGCGUUGUCCGUACAACGUUCCUAGCACCGCCGUCAUUUUGGUAAUGUAUUCGCCAAGUUUUUCCUACCAAAACUUCGCCUUUUUUUAUUAGCGCGCUCGCUCUCGAUUUUAUCCAUACAUCAUAUUCAUUAAAGGACGCUGCGCAGAAAUCUCCCCGAUGGCAGUUUUAAUAUCGACAGUAGGGCCUUUUUUCUAUCCCUUUCUGUCAUCAUUUUUACCUCAACAAAUUGUUGAGACUACCAGUUGUGUGCUGGGGUAGAAAAUUGUGUCGAGCAGCCUUGGGACAACGAUCAUGUCUGACUGCGAUUACUAUCGCGACCACUUUUCAUACUUCAAUGUCGAUGGCUGGUAUUCGAAGUAUAAUCUGUCCUUUGUCUUGUUUUGAGUGAUGCCAAAGGCUUUCUACAGGCAAGUAAGGGACUGAAUAGAAAAGAACAGCACUUAAGUCCCGGCUUAAUACAUGAUUUAAACGGGCGACUUCUAAUCUCUUCUCUAACAAAAUGUCCACGGACAUAUCCUAUCAGUCCGCGUUCCUUAGAGAAAACAAGAGCAGUGUAUUAAGGGGAAUUUUUGAACUACCUGAGUGGGAUAUUUUCACAUUCUCAAAAAACUACCAACAAAGGGGUUUUAUGACCAUUAGUAGUCAGUCUGAGUAUGUCCAUCACCCACGUUCAACAUCGAACGUUUAGGCCGAAAAAGAUAAGAACGGCAUGUGCUGCACUACUGGGGCGAAUGGUUCCAUAUCGUUUUACGUGCCGGAAGAUCACUCCCCGUUCUAUACCCAGUAACGAUGAGCAGGUUUGAAGCAAUCAGUGCGUCUCUAAAACAUGACACUCUGUAACAAGUCAGACAGUGUUGAUUAAAAGACAGGACAAAAGGGAUGGGGUACGCAGUUUGCAAUACCUCAUUACACUUCUAAAAAAACGCCCUUGUCCCAAGGACCAAGUGGCCAAUGCACUCCAUCAACUUCUUGUCUUCGCCGGCCUCAGAAAUGUUCUCCACCUUAUUUCGCCUUCCCUUUGUGAGAACGCACAAUCCUUGUAGCCGGUGCUGUUGACAGCCAGUACAUAUGGAUGAAGAGAUUAACUGUUGACCGCUCUCGCUCCCACUUUGGAAUAGAGUCAGGCAUGCACAAAAGGUAUGCAGACAUUUUCCCCGUUUUUACGCUUUUUCAUUCGGAAGCAAUUUAAGAAGCUUCUUCUCGCCACUUUGUUACGAGGCAAGUGUUAUCCAAAAGGGUUAGAUGGCACAUGGGCAACGGCACAUAUGGCUUUUGAUACCGUCACAUCCAUACAAACUUUUGUACUUUCUUCACAAAACUACUAUAUUUAUGGGAAAGCAAUUGUCUACCGUAAAAUGACUGACUGAGGGAACUAGUUUCAUCAGAACUUAUAUGGUAUAGCAGCUUGAGGUGGACUGUAUGAUUUUCGAAGCCCCUUAUGUUUACAUAUAUCUUCCAGAAAAUAAAGUAAAAGACUUCGGUAACCACGUUACUUCGAGCGUCCAUUUUGGGGGAAGAAAAUAAAGAAAUUCCAUGGAUUUAACAAUAUUAUAAACCACUUAUGUGACUAUUCACGUCUCAUCUCUCCCUUUUGGAUACCACUAAUCUCGCCGUAGAGUGAGGGAAAGAAUCUCCAUGAGUCACUUCCCACCGUAAGUUAUAUAAUAAGGAAAAAUACCUGCUCAUGCCUAAAUCUAUCACAGAUCGGAAGCGAUAACGGUUAACUAUUAAUCUCAUCAUACAUGUGUACUGCCUGUUGACAACACCGCCAACAAGGGUGGUGCGUUCUCAAAAAAUGGGCAAAAUAAAGAGAAGAACCUUUCCGAGAACGGUAAAGACAAGGAGUUUGUGGAGUUUAUUGGUGAAAUUGGUGGUUAAAUCUAACCGGAGACGCGCCGAGACCCUGGUGCUGAUCGGCUAAUCCAAACAAUCUGCUCAUGUUUAACUGGCGCCAGCCGUUUCUGUUUCAUCUUACCAGAGACAUUACCAAAUCCCUGUAUGUUUCAUGACAGCUUGGCCGUCGACUUCGACGAUUUUCACUGUGUGCUCUACAGGCGGGUGUCAGCACUCAAACACUCAGCCACAAAUUAGGCAAGUCAAAAUAAAGCCUCCCACCUCUCUGGAGUGGCGCAUGACAAAUUGUAUAUAGCCUGAAACGCCCACGAAGGUGAACACCCGAAUAGUUUGAAGCGUCAAUUCUACAUAAAUAUAGCCAGGAUUUCGUUCACUUCAUUGGUUCUGCAGUGCCGCGACCUUUGUUCUUAGUGCAGUGGGCACGGUUGCACUAAACGCCGAUCGGAGUCAAUUGAUGCAAUUAAAAUAAACGAAAUAUGUCUACUGUAGUUAUUUAAGUAGCACGUUAUUUGCGAAUUUAUUUCAUACUCGGGUAUGUAAUUUACCCCAGAGCUGAAUGGGCGCGACAUCAGGAUGGCCCCUCAAAAUGGUUAUUUGGUACUGGGACCUUAUUUCGCCCUUUCAAAUUGACGGCAUAUGGUAUUGAGCGUCCUAAGUCAGUAUGCUCAUCCCAACACUAAGUAAGAUGGGCUCUUUACUGAGCAUUACAAGUCAAGUACUAACAUAAUGACACCGCUAAAUCAUCCAUGGACAGUACAAGUAAAGGCCCUCAGACGUCUUAGUUGAAGUGGUUGAAGAGCUGCACAUUUGUAACGACAGUUAGCACAGCAUAAAGAAGUGUUUUAACUUCACUUCGCUGGGAUAUCGAACCGUGACCUGAUAUUGUGUUUUUCAGUGGACAAAAGGUCUCAUACCCUUUCAGAACAGAGCCAAAACGCUUGUCUUUACACGCUUCUAGCGAGACCUACCUGAACAACCAAAGUUGUAAGUUAGAGCGCUCUUUCACCACGUACUGCGUUUUCAUUCAUAGCAAAAUGUGCAUUAAAUGCAGACAGUUGUUUCACGAUGUUUACCAAUAAUUAAUGCGAGUCUGGAUCGCUCUCGGAACGUGGGUUUUAUCUACUCUAUUUGGUAUUCAAGCCUAAAAUUCAGAAUUCUCAGAUCAGCAUCCUAGGCUGCCUGAACACUGGGGUAGUGCCUUGCAUUCAUUGAAUUGCGACUAUGUUCCACACAGGGACCUGUUUUCGAAAGUGCGCUCAAUUCCUCUUUUCCUCUAGCUGGCCACUCCGAAUCCGGUAGAAAUAACGUCGAGCGACACAAGGCAGGCAGAAGCGGGAAGACGUGGUUGCGAGUGCCCACAACGGUCUGAGUUGCUCGGCUGUACCACCAUCAUAUCCCUGUGCACUGACUCCUGUCGAUGUUUGCUUCCAACCACUUGCGCGGUCUCAGUCCGUAGAAUACAGUGCGUGACCUAUCUCAUGAAAUGUUGGCUGAAAUUCUGAAAUGCGUUUAUGAUUAGGAAGGAUUACUUGGUCGCGGUUGUGAUACUGAUUAUCUUAAGGCAUACUCUUAUAACAUUUCCAACUCGGCAGGAUGUCGCCUUUUUCAAUGCACUUCUGUUCAAUCUCCUGUAGAAAGCGUGCUCGGUAAAAAUGGCUACUUAAGUAGCAUGUAUUUUUCCUAUUGAUUUUCGAUGGUCUUGCAAAUUCAAAUAUAUUUUGUAGAAACCAUAAACAAAAAUUUGCUUUCUUUUAUUCAAUCAAUAGAGAAUCACGUCUUCAUUAUAUUAUUUACUUAAGAAAGGAGUAUAAUUAGGUUUUAAAAAAGUUUUCUAUUUGCCGAAAAAUUUGGAGCCUGAUCAUUCGUUGCAUUAGCGCUUAGUGAUUUCAGUCAACAAGGUGCAUGCGUUCCGCGUAAAGAAAAUCCCAUAUUUUUCUGUGUCAUUAAAGAGAUAUCAUACAGUGUCCAUAAAAAUUUGCAAUGGAUUCAGACCAUGUUGUACAUUUCAUGAGGAGCAGUGGUAAGCGGCCAGGUACGAUGCUAUGUGAAUGGACAUAUCGCGGUCUUAAAAAGUCUCAUAAUUGGAAACUUUUUUAAAACCUAAUUAUACUCCUUCCUUAAGUAUAAAUAUAAGGAAGACGUGAUUCUCUAUUGAUUGAAUAAAAGAAAGCAUAUUUUUGUUUAUGGUUUCUACAAAAUAUAUUUGAAUUUCCAAGACCAUCGAAAACCAAUGGGAAAAAUGCAUGCUACUUAAGUAGUCAUAUUUUACGGAGCACGAUUUCUACAGGAGAUUGAAAAGAGGUGCAUUUAAAAGCCGACAUCCUGCCAAGUCCAAAAUGUUAUAACAGUAUGCCUUAGAAUAAUCAGUAUCACAACCGCGACCAAGUAAUCCUUCCUAAUCAUAAACGCAUUUCAGAAUUUCAGCCAACAUUUCAUGAGAUAGGUCACGCACUGUAUGUCACCUCAACCUGUCCCCUGAUUUUUGACUUGGGGAUGCGUUCUUGCAUUGAAUCAAACAAUACUUCAAGGUCCUUACAGAUAGCCAGUUUUUUCCUGUAUUUAUUUGUGAACUCGUUUUGCCGAAAAUGCAGCUUUGAAUCACUUCUGGGGCAGUAAAAUGCGCAUCUUAUAUCGGUUUCUAAGGUGGAACCGGAUGCAAAAAUUGGGACUCUAACGUAAUGAAAAUGGAAUUGAAUCUAUGGAGUAAAUUUUGAAUUUCGAUGACGCUGGGAUAUUCGGAUAUCAAAAAUGGUGAAAUCUCAUGUUUUGCAGUAAUAACCCCUUAUAACUACUAACUUCUACUGACUCCUAUUGGCGCUCCCAAUUGUAAACUUCAUUAAACGUUUGCUAAGGAUCAAAAUAUGCUCUUUAGAUGGAAAAGACCGACCUUUGACCAGCGGCCCCGCCAAAUGACACAUUUUCUGGGAUGUAUCCGCACGAGCUCACACCCAAAUGGAGCCCUAAGAGCUUAGCAGGGAGCUAUCGAGGGAGCGUGGAUCUCGUUCAUGGAGGAGCCCCCAUGAUGUGAACGAUAGCCUACUGGACAAAAUCAUUAUCAGGAGAAUGAAAGAGUUUUGAAUUCAAAGUGUCUUCAUUUUGCAAAGCAUCACUUCCUUAGCUGGUAUUCCUCAGAGCACAAAUGUUGACUUCCGUUCACCACUGUGGGGGCUGGAACGAUGCGCCAACAGAGGGCUCAUCCUUAGAGUUUUCACGUCGUAUUCUUUCCUUUCUCCUGGUAUUUUCUGAACCUCUUAGUAAGCAAGCUUCUUAGAAACCUACUGCAGACGUCUCUAACUCACCGUCUGCGAGUGUGUGUACACUCCUGAAAAUGCACAGUUAGCACCUACAGUCCACUGCUUUUAAGGUCUAAAAGUCUUCCCACUUGUCCUUAUAUAUAUCGUUCUUUGCGUUGGUCUUCUUUUUGCCAGUUUUGGUUUUGUGCGAUCUUUGUAGAUUACCAGCAUCCUGACUACUCCAGUUGGGAGCUCCAGUUACUUGCGGCAGUAUGUCCCCUCCAGAUUUGCACAGGAUGGUAGUCGAAGUGCGAUGAUUGCAGGUGAGUUUGGGCAGAACCAGGGCACUUUCGAGUUUCGACUUCUCCCGAAACAGUGCUCGCCAGUGUUCCUGUUGGAAGUUUCGGUUCUUUGACUGCUUUGGAGGUUUUAAAGCAGGAAAGGAUUCCGGUGGUUCUUGCAGUCUCUGACAAAUUGGCUUUAGCAUUUCUUUUCUCGGUGGGACACGCAGUUCUGGUAGCUUUCCACUGCGCACUAGGCGUCCUGAAUCACCUCUGGGUGGGGGAUAAAUUGAGUCCUGGGAGCAGGAGCCCAUGUUGCAGCGAGGUUCUGCAAGCUUUGCUGGUAGUUUUUGACUCCAGUGUCUAGACUGACGUCCAGGUGCCAAACACGUGCACCUUCCGACCGCGGUUAGUUCGAACCAUAGACUUUAUCGAUUUUCCUGUGCCGAAUCCUGACUUCUGUGCAACGAAGGUGGGAUCACGACUGACUACACCAGUGAGGACGUAGUAUACUUCCUACGAUGUCGGCCUUUUGAGACCCGCCGGCCUCAUCAGAGGAUUUUACACGUCAUGGGAUUCUGCAAGUGCUCUAGUAUGAUAAGUGGAUGCGCGGUAACACCUACUGCCACGGGCUCUACUAAUAUAGGUGUUCAACUGGUUGUGAAUUACGUCACACAAGACGCAUAAUUCUGCAUGUGACAUUCAUAGCAUGGACUGGAAAUGAUGAACUAACCGAAACUGGUCCUGUGUACCUCACCAGAUCGGCGGUUUACCUAUGCAGCACAGUUCUUCACGGUCACAUUGGACUUCGUGUAAGGGGCGUUGGCAGUAACACGACUCCUUUGUCGUCCACAACCUUUUCUUCUCCAUAUUUCACCGACAGUUCCUACUAGUUAAUGCAUAAUUUGCAAAAUCCGAACCCCACUGCAGUCCUCUCCACGUUUACUGCAUAUAUUCGUCUACCAGUCAGCAUCAGUAAGGGUUGAGAUCGCAACCCCUUCACCUAUAAACAACAGCAUCAUUGAGGACAGCGCUGCACCUUAACACACAGGGAUUAUGUAAUGAUUAAUCGGAUCGUCUGGAGAUCAUGCCUAUUUCUUCUUUGUUUACACUGACUGUCAUCGAACCGAUGUUCCUUAAUUAUCGUGUUUGUUGUAGUGGCUUCCAGAACAACGUACGCAAUUAGUCCACUGACUACAGUAUAUCGUGCCGACUUCCUGUGCAGCUGACCAUCAUCCAACCCAGCCAUUCUGAAGGUCGAAGGCUGCCCGUUCUUUGUGAUAUCCCAUAAUGGUCUGUCCAUCUAAAAUCGCACCGUGGCAGGACACGGGUGGCCUUGCCCCAAAUUCCAGGAGGGACAGGGGAGCAUUAUCGACAAGGACAAGGGAGACUGGAAUGGCCAGUUCUGGCUUAUUGGCCGUCGUCGGCCAGUCAAAUCCAACCCCGAUUUGUGGCGCACCUGCGGCUCGAUUCCGCGACCUGUUGGUCAAAUGUCCAACGCCCCUAACCAGUGAGCCAGGGGCUUGUCGCCCUGUCGACUGUGAUCGGUUGGGUAUGACUGGCUGACGACGGCUAAUAGGUUAGAAAUGGCCAUUUCAGUUUCCCUUGUCCUUGUCGAUAAUGCUAUUCUGCCUAUAUCACGCACCGCUGUGCGGCUGCUGACUGAGCUCAAGAGAGAACACAACGGAACACAUACCAUUCCAGGAAGGGUACCUAUUCCCGUGUCCUAAUUCUAACCAUAAUCUUUCCGGAAUUCAGCGCAAGUCCAUUCGUAUCACGAACGAGAGUUCCUUCUCCUGUUCGUGAUAUGGUUAUCUCCCCACCAAACUUUGAAAUAUUCGUGUUUUACUGAAUUAGUGUAUAUGAAUGGGAUAAAGGUGAUUUAUUUAGAAGUUAUCAGUAACAAAACUACGUUUACUUUAGGGUAAGGUGAUACCAUACUAACAGCACAGGUACUAGCCAAAAGCACAGACACGCCUGUUUCGCCGAUGUUCUGCCGCUGCAUGGUGCAGCUGCGAGAGGUCCUGUUCGUCAGUGGGUCUCCCAGCAUUCCCCAUGUGUUUUCUGGUAGAUACUCCAAUUUAGAAAUUGUCGCUUUUUAAUUUCCUCAGAAAUUCUCUACAAAGUUGGAGUUGAUCAGUUUAUUCUACUACUAGCUGUCUGUCGGCAGUUAAUGAAUAUUACGCGGUUACCCGCUGUGGCUGUUUGACUUUGGCCCAAAUAUUCAUGUGUAAAAUUCUCGGUUUGAGCCUAUAGACCUUGAAUAAACUAAUCUACUCCAAUUUCGUAGAUAAUUUCUGAGGAAAUUAAAAAAAGCAAAGACCACGUGUUACCUAGGAAAAAAUAUCACCAGAUAUGUGGGGACUCAGUAGAUUUGGAAAUAAGAGGAAGACCACAGUAAAAUUAGAAAGCUUUAACCUGACGGCCUUUCGAUGUUGAUAACUAUUUCUUCAGGGUCAAGAACGCUUUAGGAAGCUGCAGUUUGCUGUUCAACGCUACGAGGACAGCCAAGCGGCCAUUUCGGUUGGCAGUAUUGGCAGUAGGCCAUGCGGAGCCGGCGAAAGUGUCUUUUGUUCCGGUGCUGUCGGGGCUCAUAUGUGA
Messenger RNA from Spirometra erinaceieuropaei, 9909 nucleotides. The record is from the annotation of a GenBank genome assembly. NCBI's taxonomy places the organism in Eukaryota, Metazoa, Platyhelminthes, Cestoda, Diphyllobothriidea, Diphyllobothriidae.